Molecule: messenger RNA, 795 nt
Organism: Rotaria sordida
Lineage: Eukaryota; Metazoa; Rotifera; Eurotatoria; Philodinida; Philodinidae
Source: the annotation of a GenBank genome assembly
AUGGUGCUAUCUCCAUUUGUUCUUAUCGGUUGGUUUGGACAUGUAAUAAUAUGUUAUUGUUUGAUUCGUCCUAUUUGUAAUACUUUAGUUCGAACUAUUUUAACAAUUAUUCCAUGUAUAUCAUUUCCUUAUAGUACUUGUCAAAAUUUUCCUCAAUAUGAUUCAUUAUCAUUGAUGAUCCUAAUUCUUUGUUGGAUGAUAUCAAUUCGUUUAAUUCAUUUGACAAUAUUUUCAAUCGAUAAAUUCUUAACAUUUCGGUCUUUUUUAUUCAAAAUUCUUUGGAUUUUUUUGCCUAUUUUACCUUUAAAAUCAAAACGAGAUGAAUGGCCUAUUAAAUAUUAUUUGAUAUUAAUUCCAGUUAAAUUUGUAUCAUUGCGAGAAUUUUGGAGUCAAAGAUACAAUCGAUUUAUUGGGACUGUAUUAAAAGAAUCGAUAUUUGAACCGAUUCAUUCGAAAUUUUCAUCUUCGACAAUUGAAGGUUUAACAACAUUUAUUAUCAGUGGUCUUCUUCAUGUUCAUGUAGCUUUUGUUGCUUUUGAUGAUGUCUCAACUCUAUUUCCAACAUUUAUAUUUUUCUUUUUACAUGGUAUUGGUUGUUGUUUUGAAACAAAGAUGAAGAUUCAACUUCCGAAAUACAUUGGAUGGAUACUAACACAUGCAUUUCUUCUUCUCACAGCGCCAUUGGUACUUGAACCAUCCAUAAAGAGAGGACCUCCAUUAUUAAUACCAAAUCCUCCACCGUUAGUUAAUAUCGAAUGGAUACCAAAAUUACCCAUACCCAACUUUUGUCCAUAA